AAAAAGCACAUGCAAGUCAUAUAGAAGUUUGAAGUGGCCAUGAAUUUUAGGUAAGAUUCUUGUUGUUGAUCAGCUACAUCUGAGACUCUUUCUCUCUCUGUUUUCUUUCACCUUCCAUUCCUCGGGCACUGGGUCAGGCAUCGGAAACACAGGCAAAACUUGUUGCCACUGCACCCAAUUUCAUCGUUGUUUCGGUGAUCCAACAUUUUCACCAUUCUCUUCAUUCUACAUCCGGAAAAUAUCCUCACUAAGGGUUUCUCUAGGGAUUGAUCUAAUCUCAGGCACUAGUUACCUAAUCUUUGUGUUUCUCAUCACUGAAAGCUUAUAUAUUUUGUAUGGUUUUGAAAGAUUUCGUGCUUCGGGAUUUAGUGUUGAGCUUUAUUAUUAAAUGAAUGACAUGGCUUGGACUGCCCUCAAAGGUUCUCCCAGAGCAUUUUCUCAUCCGAGGCCGCUUUCUUGGAUUGUAGUUAUAGUAGGAGCACUGGCUGUUUUCUUAUUUUGUGCUUCCUGGGUUCUUGUAUCAUCUCCAAUUGGUUCCAGGGUUCAGGGUUAUUUUUAUAGUGUAAGUAGUUCAGAAAAGUUAGAUUUACCUGUUUCUCCAUUGAAUGAAUAUUCUAUUGAUGAUGGUCACUGGAAUACGAGUUUAGAUCAUGUUAAUGAUAAACCGCCGUCUGAGAAUCUGCAAUCUUCCUCAAUUUCCAAUGAGGUGUCUAAUGAUAGUAAGAUAGAUCAAACUAAUACUAAAGCAAACUCGCAAGUAGAUUUGGGUCAGUCUACUCCAAUGAACCUUCCCAUGAACAAGGAAGUGAACAAAGAUCCAGCAGUUUCUAGUUCAGAAGAGCCAGUGACUACUGUUGGCGACAUUGCGGAUGUAUCCAACAGUACCCUACCUUCUCAAGAAAGUGCAGAUGUAGCCAAUAGUGGCUUGCCUGCUCAAGAAAGUGCAGAUGCAUCCAAUAGUGGCUUGCCUGCUCAAGAAAGUGGAGAUGUAGCCAAUAGUGGCUUGCCUUCUCAAGAAAGUGGAGAUGUAUCCAAUAGUGGCUUGCCUGCUCAAGAAAGUGUAGAUGUAGCCAAUAGUGGCUUGCCUGCUCAAGAAAAUUCACAAAUUGAUUCGAAUUCAAGUAAAACUAUGCCAUUGGCAGGUUCCAAUUCUUCCAAUGAAACAAGUAAUAUUAGAAUGGAAGAACCUGCUUCUAUGGCUUUGAUCAAUCAGUCUACUGUUGUAAGUACCGCAUCAAAUGAGACCUCUCCGUCUUCUGAUGAUUCCACAUCAACUGCUGUUCCAGCUUCCGUAGAGAAGCCAGAGAGCACAUCCUCUGCUGGUUGUGAUCUGUACCAUGGACAUUGGAUACAUGAUCCGUUGGGACCAUUGUACACAAACAAUUCAUGCCCUGUAUUGACACAGAUGCAGAAUUGUCAGGGUAAUGGGAGGCCUGACAAGGAUUAUGAAAAUUGGCGAUGGAAGCCCUCUCAGUGUGACCUCCCACGGUUUGAUCCGAAAAAAUUUUUGGAGCUGAUGAGAGGGAAGACCUUGGCUUUCAUUGGAGAUUCAGUAGCCCGAAACCAGAUGGAAUCAAUGUUGUGUAUUCUGUGGCAGGUAGAGACACCGAAGAAUCGGGGAAAUCAUAAUAUGCAACGUUAUUAUUUUAGGUCCACUUCUUUGAUGAUUGUCAGGAUAUGGUCCUCGUGGCUUGUCAAACUAACAACCGAACCAUUUGAUUAUGCUCCAGCCGGUGUAGAUAAGCUCCAUCUUGAUGCCCCAGAUGAGAAGUUGAUGGAACACAUCCCAAACUUUGAUGUGGUGGUUCUUUCUUCUGGUCAUUGGUUUGCCAAGAAGUCUGUGUACAUUUUGAACAAUGAGAUAGUGGGAGGACAGUUGUGGUGGCCAGACAACUCUCGGGAGAUGAAAGUUGACAGUGUUAAAGCUUAUGGUAUAUCUGUUGAAACAAUUCUAACGGCUAUUGCUACAAUUCCAAAUUACAAAGGGCUUACAAUUGUGCGUUCCUACUCACCUGACCAUUAUGAGGGUGGGGCAUGGAACACUGGUGGAUCAUGUACAGGGAAGGUUAAGCCUCUAGCACCUGGUGAAGGGGUGGAAAACUUGCACACAAACAUAAUGCAUGAGCAACAGGUGACAGGUUUUAAACGUGCUUUGGAAAAGUCAACAGAUGGAUCGAAGUUGAGGCUAAUGGAUAUCACUGAAGCCUUUCAGUUCAGGCAUGAUGGUCACCCUGGCCCCUACAGGAGUCCUGACCCAAAUAAGAUUACAAAACGUGGCCCUGAUGGAAGGCCACCACCACAGGAUUGCUUGCACUGGUGCAUGCCAGGCCCUGUUGAUACCUGGAAUGAACUUGUCUUUGAAAUUAUUAGGAGAGAAUUUGAAGGUGGAAGUGCAUCAUGAGAUUUGUUUAUUUUUUUUUACUAUUAAGCUCUGUGAUGUGCUUCUGCACUCGAGUCAAUAGGUUGCGACUUGUGUAGAAAUCUGACUGUCUUUUUGGAGGGAUAAAGGUAGUUGUACCACUUGAAUCUUUUCAUAGAAUAAUAUAAUAUAUUUAUUUAUGAUAGAUAAGUUAAUUUA
Vigna radiata var. radiata (mung bean) is the source of this 2578-nucleotide messenger RNA. Its product is annotated as protein YLS7. Lineage: Eukaryota; Viridiplantae; Streptophyta; Magnoliopsida; Fabales; Fabaceae. The transcript is spliced from 4 exons. The coding region runs from base 389 to 2401 and encodes 670 amino acids. Gene Ontology annotation, molecular function: O-acetyltransferase activity. Gene Ontology annotation, cellular component: Golgi apparatus. The record is from RefSeq and is a predicted model, not a curated record.